AUGCACAGACGCUCGUCCGGCUCCCCUGUCGAGGACGAAGAUUCCUCGGUCUCCCGGACAGACGAUCAUGGGCCCAACGCCAUUGACGAAAAAACGCGAUCUCAAAUAGCUAGGCGCGGCACCAGCUUUGACCUUCGCCGCGACGGCAGCGCGACACCGCGCUCCCGGAAUUCGAGCAUGUGGCGCACCUCGUCCUCCCAACCUUCCAACGAUACCAAAACGAUGCCAUUGGGUUCCCCUCGACUUCCGAUGGAAGCACCCUCACCUGAGGGCCGUCGUGCCCGACAAUCUCGCCUGCGCAGUCCAUGGUCCUGCUCCAUCUUGACAGCCUUCACGACCUGUGUCGCUGUCGCGAUCUUGGUUUCCAUUGUCACAUCGUUCGCCGGUCGGCAAGUCGGCGGAGAUGGUUGCGGCGUUCCGAUGAUGAGUCCGACGUUUAUUCGCAUGUUGGAAUUUGAUACAGAACAUACCCGCUUCGCAAGCAAAUACAACCUCUUUGUGUACCGGGAGGAAGGCGUGGAUCCUUACACUCAGGAUAACAUCGGGUUAAAUGGCGUGCCAGUUCUGUUCUUGCCCGGAAACGCUGGCAGUUACCGCCAAGUCCGCUCCUUGGCCGCCGAGGCCUCGCGACAUUACUAUGAUGCGGUUCGACACGACGAACACCGACAUGCGGCCGGAACGCGAAGCUUGGACUUUUUCAUGGUGGAUUUCAACGAGGAUAUGGCGGCGUUCCAUGGACAAACGUUGUUGGAUCAAGCGGAGUAUGUCAACGAGGCGAUUUCAUAUAUUUUGUCACUAUACCACGACCCGCGACGCACCCGCCGAGACCCAGGGUUACCGGACCCCAGCGCAGUGAUUCUGAUCGGGCAUUCUAUGGGUGGGAUCGUCGCACGAACCGCCCUGACUAUGGCCAACUACCAAGCCAACUCGGUUAACACGAUCAUCACCAUGUCUGCCCCUCACGCCAAACCACCCGUCUCCUUCGAUUCCGAUAUAGUUCACACCUAUAAACAAAUCAACGACUACUGGCGUGACGCAUAUGCGCAGACUUGGGCCAACAACAACCCAUUAUGGCAUGUGACUCUCAUUUCCAUUGCCGGCGGUGCGCGAGACACGGUGGUCCCCUCCGACUAUGCCAGUAUCUCCUCCCUUGUUCCCGCGACACAUGGAUUCACCGUUUUCACUUCUUCGAUUCCGGAUGUUUGGAUUGGAAUGGAUCAUCUGUCGAUUACUUGGUGCGACCAGUUCCGCAAGGCAAUUAUCAAAUCCCUAUUUGAGAUUGUCGACACCCGACGCCCUACACAAACCAAACCGCGAGCAGAACGGAUGCGUGUGCUGAAGCGGUGGUAUUUGACUGGCAUGGAGGAUGUGGCUGAGCGUACUCUGCCUCAAAAGGAAGCAAAUACCCUUUUGACACUCGAGGACAAUGCAAACACGAUCCUUUCACAGGGUCAGAGACUGAUCUUGCGUGAACUGGGUCUACAACAUGGCCCUGACGUUCGUCUUUUACCAAUCCCUCCCCAGGGUGUUUCCGGUAAAAAGUUCACACUGCUCACAGACCAAUCGCUCGAUAAGAAUGGUAAUGUCGAGGUUCUUUUCUGCAGCGUGUUUCCACUAUCGAACGGCCGUGUAACCAACUUCCCCUUGAAUUUGGAUUUCUCCGGUGGCACCGUGGGCUCGACCCGUUUGGCUUGCAAGAGCGCGGCUGAAGACAGCAUUCAUUUGCCUGCCUCGACCCUUUCGUCCAAACAUGCCUACGAUCGUGCUGCGCCGUUCUCGUAUCUCCAAUAUGAUCUGGAAGGCUUAGCAGAGCAUCAAUUCGUUGCUGUUGUGGAUAAGGCCAAUAUUCCGACUUCAGGCUUCGUUAUCGCCGAGUUCUCGGACAGCUCAGAUGCGAUGAUUAAGGCCAAGGUGGGAUUAGGCGGCCUGCUCAGUGCUGGCCUAAAGGUGCGGCUACCUGCCAACCGACCUAUGCUCACGGAGGUGAAGAUCCCCGCACUGUACUCCAGUCUGCUGGACUACCGAUUGAAGAUCACUCGCCAUCCCCAGAAGGAGGAGCUGUUCGCUCCCUUGCUCCGACAAUCCGUCUCUGACCCUCAUGAAUCGAAGUUCUUCGUCAAUGUCAAUGACGUUAACGUGAACUUGCACGGCGUGGCACCGUUCAUGCCCCCUGCGAUCAGCGAGCAAGCUGCUCUCGGGGGCGUUUCCUUCCAUCUGUGGACAGACCCCAGCUCUGGCUCAACAGUCGAUAUCUCUCUCCAAGUUGACCUUACUAGCAGUCUUGGCGAGUUAGUGAUGCGAUAUCGAACCAUUUUCGCGGCAUUCCCAUUGCUUGUCGUUGCCCUUGUCCUCCGCAAGCAGUUCCAAGUCUACGAUGAGUCCGGUUACUUCAUUCCCUUCACUGAUGGCCUUGACCGUGCGUUGCGAUCUUCCUUCCCGCUUCUGCUGGUGGCAAUGUCGUUGCUCGCCUCCUCCCUGGCUACUUCUAAAGCUCUGCCCCAAACGGACGAGACCCUCCAUUGGCGCACCAACUCGACUGAGACUCCCAUCGACUUCACUAAGAAUGAUCUCUUGCUUGGUUCGCAGGAUGCAUUCUUCUGGUUCCUUGUCCCGGUAUUUGGUCUUGUCAGUGUUGGUGUCUGUGUGAUCGUCAACUAUCUUGCCCUUGCCCUCGUGAACAUCAUCUCCUGUGUCUACGGGGUGCUCCACAGCAAGUCGGGCUAUAUCCGACGAGAGGACCGGGGAAAUCUCCCAAUCUUCCACAUGCCCACACCUCGCCGCCGUAUCAUUCACACUGCUAUCCUCUUGGUCCUUGUCUCGACUGUUAUCCCCUAUCAGUUCGCCUACAUGGUCGCCUGCAUUGUGCAACUAGCCACCUGCGUGCGGGCACAAUGGCACGCCAAGGAAACCAGAUCCACUUCGCACCUGAACUUCGGCAACUACGCGCACUCCAUCUUAAUCCUGAUGUUGUGGAUCCUGCCCAUCAACGUGCUAGUCCUCCUGGUCUGGGCCCACAAUCUUGUUGUGCACUGGUUCAUGCCUUUCUCGUCCCACCAUAAUGUGUUAUCCAUCAUGCCUUUCCUUAUUCUCGUCGAGACUAUGACCAGUGGUGCUAUGAUCCCGCGCAUCACAACUAGAUUCAGACACGUCACCUCCAUAAUCUUCCUCGCCAUCGCCAUCUACUCGGCGAUCUAUGGUGUCUCCUAUGCGUAUCUCCUCCAUCACCUCGCCAACCUCCUCGCAGCCUGGUUCGUCGGGAUUUAUCUAUUCGGCAACAAUUUCUCCUUCCGCCGUCUAUGGCGUAUCAUCGAUGGCGAUGAAAGUCCCUCCGAAACGGGGAGCAGUCACGUUAAGAAGAAGCCAUGA
Messenger RNA from Penicillium paradoxum, 3366 nucleotides. Its product is annotated as GPI inositol-deacylase. NCBI's taxonomy places the organism in Eukaryota, Fungi, Ascomycota, Eurotiomycetes, Eurotiales, Aspergillaceae. Gene Ontology annotation, cellular component: endoplasmic reticulum. Gene Ontology annotation, biological process: GPI anchor metabolic process; endoplasmic reticulum to Golgi vesicle-mediated transport. The transcript has 3 exons. Gene Ontology annotation, molecular function: phosphatidylinositol deacylase activity. The record is from RefSeq and is a predicted model, not a curated record. The coding region runs from base 1 to 3366 and encodes 1121 amino acids.